AUGCGUUCCACUACGACUCCCAACUCUCCGAACUUUGCUCCGGCCGAGGCGACCAAGAAGAGAGUGCGACGAGUGAAGGCGAAUGGAAGAGAGCGAGCCCGAAUGCACGGUCUGAACAAUGCGCUCGACAUGCUCCGAGAGUACAUUCCUAUCACCACUCAACAUCAGAAACUGAGCAAGAUCGAGACACUCAGACUCGCCAGGUAGGCAUUCAUUCAUUCAUUCGCAUUCUGACGGUAGUAUCAUCAAGAGUAGAUUGCUCUUGCACUAGUAAUCAUGCCUCCUCCUCCUUUAUGACUCCAUCUUUCAUCAUUCUCAUCUGUUCCGAAUUUAAUAUCUGACUUUAACGACUUCAUUGCAGGAACUACAUCGAUGCCCUUCAACGAAUGCUCCAGACAAACGAGCAGCCGUCGCCCCUCGAGUACGCGCACACUCUCGCCAACGGACUGUCACAGACCACCACGAACAUGCUCGCGAACCUUCUGCAGGUCAGUUCUAGAAACAAUUUCGCUGCUGAACGUCGAGUAGCAAUGUUCCUGUGCAGUCCUAAUCUUCGUUCUUUUCCAGGUGCAACCCCGCCAACUGCUGCCUCCAUCGCAAUUCGACAUCUUCUCCGAUCACUCGGCGCAACUGCAUCCAUCUCUGGUUCCGUCCUCGUUCUCCUCCAAUUCUUCCUCCUCUUCCUCCCCGCCUCAAUAUUACUACUCUCCCACCCAACCGUCUGCGGCUCCCCUCCAGGCUUCGUGCGAUCUGUCCCAUUCUCAAUUCAACCAUCCUCAAAUGUACGCCAGUUCCGUUCAACACCAUGAUAACUUUGGAUACUCUCCCUAA
This is a messenger RNA of Caenorhabditis sp. 36 PRJEB53466, 831 nucleotides long. The record is from the annotation of a GenBank genome assembly. Lineage: Eukaryota; Metazoa; Nematoda; Chromadorea; Rhabditida; Rhabditidae.